Actinia tenebrosa (Australian red waratah sea anemone) is the source of this 1153-nucleotide messenger RNA. RefSeq lists its product as uncharacterized. Lineage: Eukaryota; Metazoa; Cnidaria; Anthozoa; Actiniaria; Actiniidae. Gene Ontology annotation, molecular function: acyltransferase activity, transferring groups other than amino-acyl groups. The record is from RefSeq and is a predicted model, not a curated record.
AUGGGUUGCCUGUGUCCCGGGCAUAAAGCACAGGUAACCCAUACCUAUUUCCUGUUCACAAACAAUGAUAUCGUUCGUUUGGCCAACUUGUCUGAUGCAGGCAGCAUAUAUCGCAUCCAUACUUCAGCCAUCAGAGAAAUUUGCUCGAAAUGUUAUAAGGAAGAAGAGGUUGAGCAUUGGAUUGAACGGCAAAGCGAAAAUCGCUAUGUUGAUUUUAUAGAAAAAGGUGACAUUUUGGUGGCUGAAGAUGGAGAGGGUAGAGUACUAGGAUUUGGACAUUUGUCCGACAACGAGGAAGAAUGUUCAAGAGGAAAUUCGACUACUGAUAUGAAACAAGAUGGAUGGAAAUUUGGAGUUAUACGAGCACUUUAUGUUCACCCAGACCAUGUAAAACAGAAAGUGGGACAAACUUUACUAAAAUGCAUGGAAGACAAGACCAAAGAAAAGCAUGCAAAAGAACUAGUUGUAUAUUCCACUGUGAAUGCUAUAUCUUUCUAUGAGAGGUUUGGGUUUAGACUUGUAGGUAAAACAAAACAGUGUGGCCAAGGAGUUAAUUUACAGUGCACAAAACUGUUGAAAAAAAUAGCUUAAAUUAGUUGAAAUUUUAUUUUGAGUAGAAACAAAGCCUGGUUGUUGUUUAAACUCAUUAUUUAAUUACAUGGUGAGGACAAAAGUAAACAACUAUCAUAUUUAAUACCGUAGGCUGGAUAUGUAUUUUCAAUUAGAAUUAAAUCUGCCUUGGGGAGGGGUGAGGUGGGUGAGGGAAUUUGCCUGUUGAGUGGGGGGAGGGGGAGUUGGGUGUCAUACUCUUUAGGGUAAAAAUCAGGAAUAUUGUAUCAGGGUGUUCAGCCAUCAAAAUGCAGAAUUUUUGCAUUUCUUUGUAUCUUUCAAGGGCCAAAGAACAUCCAUUCUCACCCUUUUUACAGUGCAACUACUAUAACUGGGGCCUCUUAGACAGCAAGAACCAAUCAAAUUGUAGAAUAAAAACAAUACAUUCCAAAGUUGCGUAGUGGAGCCAAUCAGAAAGCAGCGAAAAGCAAUAGCCUUUUGACAUAUCUGUUUACUCCCACAAGAAAAUGUUCAGACUUCUGGUAUCUUUUAGGGAUAUUUUGCAAUGAAAAGUUACCUUGAAUAAAGAUAUAGAUUAAAAGAA